UGGCCGCAUUUGAGCCAGGGUUUUAGGGUUCCAGCUCUGUGGUGGAAUCCAUGGCUGCCUCUCUCGUUGGCUCUUCGUCUACCUCCACUACUCGAUCAUUCCUAGGGUUUACGCCUAGGAAGCAACAACAACGGAGAUUUUCGCUCCAGAUCGUCCGGGCCAUCAAGGCGCCAGAAGAAUGCAACGAGGAAGAAUGCGCUCCCACCAAGGAGGUUGGGAGCUUGAGCAUGGACUGGAAAGCCGAAGAGAACACCAAAGUGGUAGGAACUUUCCCCCCAAUCGGGAAGCAAAACAGGGUCACAGGCUAUGUCGAGAAGGAUUCUGCCGGUCAGACCAACGUCUACGCAGUCGAGCCCCCGGUUUAUGUCGCGGAAUCGGCCAUUAGCACUGGAUCGGCUGGAGCAUCGUCUCAAGGCAGCGAGAACACAGUCGCGAUCAUCGCAGGGCUGGGAAUCGUCACAGUGGCCGCCACUGCUGUGAUUCUAUCCCAAGAAUCGGCUCCACCGCAAGCAGGGUACUCGGGGCCUCCUCUCAGCUAUUACAUCCAGAAAUUCCAACCAUCGCCCGCUCUCACCCCAGUCCAGAUCGAGGAACCACCAUUGAUUAGCGGAGAAGAAGAAGCUCCUCCUCUUUCUCAGUAGUAAAGCCCUACAUUUCCCUCUAAAAACGAAAGAUUUUUUUUAAAAUCACGCUUGACGUGUCACGUAACGCCACGUGUCACACGCA
Molecule: messenger RNA, 726 nt
Organism: Selaginella moellendorffii
Lineage: Eukaryota; Viridiplantae; Streptophyta; Lycopodiopsida; Selaginellales; Selaginellaceae
Product: protein MAINTENANCE OF PSII UNDER HIGH LIGHT 1
Exons: 3
Coding region: 51-641 (196 amino acids)
Biological process (GO): regulation of protein complex stability
Cellular component (GO): chloroplast thylakoid membrane
Source: RefSeq, a predicted model, not a curated record